GCGAGAACGAGAGAGAGAGAGAGAGAGAGAGAGAGAGAGAUGAAGGCACUGAGUUGGUGGCUGAUGGUGGUAGGUGCGCUCCGCCUCGCCUCCGUCUGGUUCGGCUUCUUCGACAUCUGGGCAUUGCGCAUGGCCGUCUUUUCGCAGACACAAAUGACCGAUGUUCAUGGGCGGACAUUUGGAAUUUGGACGCUUUUGACAUGCACACUCUGCUUUCUUUGUGCAUUCAACCUUGAGAAUAGGGCUCUUUAUGCUGCGACCUUUUUAUCUUUCAUCUAUGCCUUUGGACAUUUUCUUACUGAAUAUCUAAUAUACCAUACAAUGGUUGCAUCAAAUCUGACAACUGUUGGCAUCUUUGCUGGGACAUCAAUUGUGUGGAUGCUCUUACAGUGGAAUGCACAUCAACCUCAGAGUGCCUCAAAGCAAGAAUAAAUCAAAUUUCCAUUUGAUGCAGACAUUGUCAUGAUCUAUCGUAUUAUGUUAUUCCCUUUUCUAAUCUUGGCAGGAGAAAGUUUUGCUUAAGCUACCAUCAUUUUAUCAUCUCCAGACAUGGUUUUCUGAUAUGGAACUCAUGCCUAUCUGGUGAUUCUCUAGUAUAAUGGUUGUGAAUGCCCUCCUUAGGGUUCUUCCCGUUACUUUAAGCACUAAACUAAAGCAUCUUUCAUUAUAUAAUCAAUCUACUGUCAGCUUCCGUUAAUGGCGGUGAGUCUUUCGUUUUCAUUUGAAUGUUAUUCUUCAAAACAUCUAAUCAUAUGCUUAUAACUAUCAAUUUUAGCGUUCUCA
Musa acuminata subsp. malaccensis (wild Malaysian banana) is the source of this 783-nucleotide messenger RNA. RefSeq names its product ergosterol biosynthetic protein 28. The record is from RefSeq and is a predicted model, not a curated record. NCBI's taxonomy places the organism in Eukaryota, Viridiplantae, Streptophyta, Magnoliopsida, Zingiberales, Musaceae. Gene Ontology annotation, cellular component: membrane; endoplasmic reticulum. Gene Ontology annotation, molecular function: protein-macromolecule adaptor activity.